Molecule: messenger RNA, 537 nt
Organism: Diversispora eburnea
Lineage: Eukaryota; Fungi; Glomeromycota; Glomeromycetes; Diversisporales; Diversisporaceae
Source: the annotation of a GenBank genome assembly
AUGAUUUAUCGAAAAGAAUAUAAUAAUGUGGUUGCAAAGUUGAAUCUUUCAAGUAAAGAUGUAUCCAAAUUUGCUAAAACUUCAUGGGAAAAUGAACCCAAAGAUGUCAAAGACUAUUACCGACAGAUGGCAAGAAAUCUUAUGGAAGGUUAUUCUAGUGCACUCCGUAAAGAAACAGAAAAUGAAGGAUUUUCAACUCGUCCAUUGAACAAUGUAUCUCAUGGCACAUCCCGUAUGCUUCCUGAUAGUGCCUUUCGAGUAUUCCUCAAGAACAAUCGUAGGAAUCAUAGUUCAGCAGAAAAUGUUCCUGAGCAAAGUAGUGCUAUGCGUUCAGAAGUUUUUGGAACAUGUUCUCGUCGUGGUAAAUUCAACACUAAUUAUGCACUUUGUCGGUCAUGUGAUCCACGAAAGUUAAAAGAAGGAGAAGUCAAAAUGGUUAACGGUAUACCCGAAAAGUCACGUUCUAAUCCCAUUAUUGUUGCACUCAAGACUAUACCUGAAGGGGUAAAUGAAGAUUUUUUAAAUGAGGUAACAUGA